AUGUCUACCACAGAAGAUGUGAAAUAUAAUGAACACAGUCGAAACCAUGGCUGGAACUGUCCGUGGCAUUCGCUACAGGUUGUAGCCUGGAUUGUUAUUGUGUACUUUGUCAUCAUCCACUACGGCUGCUUUAUCCCAAGUUUAAUAUCCGCCUCACAGAUCCCCCUGUACUGUGUGACCACAAUUUUUGUGAUUGGCCUUGUCACCACAUUGGUUGUUGCGACCAGCCUUGACCCAGCCAUUAGCGCUGUCAGAGACAAAGGAGGUAACAAGAAGGUUCAGAAACUGGACAGGUCAAAACACAGACAUGCCAUCGAGGACAAGUUCUGUGCUCUUUGUGAAGUCAGCGUUCAAGACCCCAAAGCCAAACAUUGCAGCGCCUGUAACAAGUGUGUAGCAGGUUUUGAUCACCACUGUCGCUGGUUAAACAACUGUGUGGGUGAUCGUAAUUAUAAAUGGUUCUUUGCCACGCUGCUCUUUGCUAUAAUGGCUUCCCUCAUUGUCACAUGUGUUGGUUUAACACUUUUCAUUGGCUUCUUCAUUGACAAAUCAAAUGGUCACAUUUUUCAAGUCUACAAAGAUGCCAUUGAAAGUGAAAGUGAGAGGCCAGCCACCUUGGAGAUGUUUCAGAAGCCAGUUGCAGACUCCUUGUUCCUGACAUUUGAUGUCAUCACCGUGGUGCUUGCUGUCAUUGCCUUUGGGUUUCUGGUCCACCUGACCCAGUUUCAUAUCUGGCUGAUCUAUAAAGGGAUGUCUACAUAUGACUUUAUCAUCAGAGAGCGAGAGAAGAACUCAGAGAACCAAGUGUCUUCUCUAGGGGAAAUCCCAGUCACAAAGACACAGCCUAGGAAGGCCAACAAGAUUACACCAAGCAAGCAGGAACGAAGUAAUGGGGACAGUGUUAAGGCUGAAGAUGAUCUGAGGCUCUACCAGAAAUCGUUAGAAGUGUCUGAAAUGGUUGAGAGAGGGGAAACCCCACCUCCACAUGCGACACCAAUCAGGGACAAGAAGCCGCAUCGGGAUAAUGGUCAUAUGAAUGAUCCAGAACAUUCUACAGUCAAACGACCUCUACCUUUACCUCAUUUACAGAAAGGCCUCUCUGUGUUGUCGUCUGCUGAUGUUCAGUGUCACACAGAGUCUGAAUACCCAUCAAAUUUACUUUCCUGCCGAAACCAAGGACAGGACAAGCACACAACAGGAUACACUGUCCUGGACAAUGAAUCUCCCACCGCUAAAUUAUCAUCCCAUGAUUCCAGCAUGGAAGGUCAUCCAGACACGAGCUGCGGCUCAAAUAUAAAGACUCUUCCACUGACACCCAUCCCAAAGACAAAAUGGCACCAGCAGCAGAUUCCCCCACUAGAUCUGAGUUCCUUAAGGGCAAGUAAGGAAAGCUCAAACUCAUACAAGCCGUAUACGGGGACAUCUCGAUCAUAUGACACAUACAGGUUCACGGAUGACCACAAUCCACAGGGGUAUCUACAGACAUUAACUGAAUCUGUUAGUGAUACAGUAUUUUAA
Molecule: messenger RNA, 1518 nt
Organism: Candidula unifasciata
Lineage: Eukaryota; Metazoa; Mollusca; Gastropoda; Stylommatophora; Geomitridae
Source: the annotation of a GenBank genome assembly